AUGGAUGCUGCGGUGAGUAGGGGGCCGUCACUCCAGGAUGUCGAGGAGCAGAGCAUGGAGCAGAAAGUCGAUUUGCUGCUUGCGAAGUUUGAGGCAUUCUCGCAGCAGCAGCAGCAGCUCCUGCACGACCUCGUCCAACGGCUCUCAGCUGCACCUUCACCGGAGAUCGUUCAGCGGCCGAAGCGAAUGUCGCAGCAGCUUGUGAUUCCGGAGAAAGGGCACGGGCCGACUCGAAACAGGCAGAGGCUGUCAGUGGAUAUGAACCCUGACCAGUCAGCAUCCAGCGUGGCAUCCAUCGUCCCAUCGGUCCCAUCGCAUUCAACCUCUUCUGAGUGGCGACCGGAGGAAGGGCAUCUCGCACAAGGGAGGAUGCCAAAGAAAGUGGAACAUGGCCCGGAGGGACCAGGCAGCGCAGGCAGCAAAGCGAAGAAGGCCAAGAGUGUGUCCGUGAUGUCCCAAAGCAGCGCAUCUGUGCUGACGCCCAGCAAAAGCAGCACGCCGUUGGCAGCUGCCUGGCAUGGUGAGAUUCGCAGUCGCCAGCAAUCGGUCGAUGAUCGCACCAGACGAACUUUAUCCUCGCAAAGCCUGCUGUCGGUCCCGUCCGUGCGAGAGAUGAACUCGGCAUUCAUGCAUGCCAUUGCGGAGACUUGGAGGACGACGCCACCGUGGCACAACAUCAGCGGCCAAAGUCCAGGAGAUGGCCCCGAAGCCGAAGUAGGCUCGCCAGCUUCGGCCAUCCAGCGACCGGCGCAUUCUGCUGGCCUCUCCUCGGUUGACAACCCGGUCGCCGCUCAGGAACCGGAGGCCGAGGAUUCGCCAGAACUGCCGAACAACCUCCCAGCGCGCAACAGGGAAUUGAAUCUCCCUGGCCUCAUGGAGGUUACCCCUGUGAGCUCUUCAGCAGACAGAAUGGUUUCAGGCCCGCUCAGGGCAUCUGGUGGAACCGUCGCCAAUGGUCAAGCCGUGACCAUGGUGAAUUUAACUCAUCACUCGCAGGCCCUCAUCAUCGACAAGUUCAACACAGCCGCCGCCACCGAAGUACCGCCUCUGGAGCAGGAUGUGGGAUGUCGACUUGCGCUGAACUUCCCUCGCGUACUUUACGGAAUCCUUGUGUUCUUUUCUCUCGCCCAGUGCGGUGUGAUGGUGGCGCUCAAGGUGUUAGGCUACGUAGAAAGCGUCGGAUACAGCUUCGCCAUGGCGGCGAGCGUGCUCUACAGCUUGAGCGCAACGAUUUGCAUCUAUCUCUUACGCCGGGCGUUGUCGUCGGAUGACCUGGCAGCUGCGAUGUCCAAUCUCCACAUGUUCGUGGCACAAUGUACUGUUCACUGGAAGCGUCUCUCAUCAAGGGAGGCACAGCGGUUAGCAGUCGUAUGGGUGCUACUCGUCAUUGCCUUUGCGCUUUGCCAUGCCUUGGAAGAAUGGAAAGUCCAGGCGGGUUUGACUCUCAUGCCCAAGGGCACCGAGGACAUCAAGAUCCUUCGUCAUGUGAUCUCCGUGAUGUCGGUCUUGAGCUUCUGCAUCUCCAGUGCCAUGGUCGUCAUCGUGGCCUACGUGCAAUCACAUUUGCUGUUGGGCAUGGAUAAGUGCUUAGACUGCUGGUGCUGCAUCAUCCUGGAGGCAGGCGACUUCCAGGUCGGCGUAGAAAGCUGGAAUGCCCUCCAGGCGAUGUUGAAAAGUAUCGGGCGUGAAUUGGCCAGCAGUUUCCUCGCGGCGCAACUCUUGGGCGCUGUGGGUUUUGUCUACUUCCUCACGAGCUGCGUGACCUAUGCUUUCCAGAGCAGCUUCGCCCCAGAUCGAGUCUUGAUGGAGGCAUGCUCGGCUGUGCCGUUGCUUUGUCUUUUCGGCCUGGGCUUACGGGUCUUCUCACACGGCGCGGCACUCACCGAGAAAUGCCGAGUGAUCCCAUCCUUCGUCAACCAGAUUCCUUCAGAGGAGGUCAUCGACCCGGAGCGGCAAUACCUCGCCGCCUGGACAAACCUGCACUUUCGCGCGCGCAGGUUUUAG
This is a messenger RNA of Symbiodinium sp. CCMP2592, 2004 nucleotides long. Lineage: Eukaryota; Dinophyceae; Suessiales; Symbiodiniaceae. The record is from the annotation of a GenBank genome assembly.